This is a messenger RNA of Phymastichus coffea, 2016 nucleotides long. RefSeq names its product cytohesin-1 (gene step). Lineage: Eukaryota; Metazoa; Arthropoda; Insecta; Hymenoptera; Eulophidae. Gene Ontology annotation, molecular function: guanyl-nucleotide exchange factor activity. Bases 472 to 1785 code for a protein of 437 amino acids. Gene Ontology annotation, biological process: regulation of ARF protein signal transduction. The record is from RefSeq and is a predicted model, not a curated record. The transcript has 7 exons.
GAGUAGUUCAGAAAAAUCACGAGUGUAGAGUGUGUCUACUUGAUCUACUGGCGAGUGUCAAGGAAGAAGACUGGCUGGCAGUGGCGGCGUGCGGUGCGCGUGUGUUUGGCGGAGCGGCGCUGCCUGCCGAUUUACAUACAUAGUCACUAAUCACGGCUUGCAGCAGCGUUGGUUACGAUUCGGUGGUUGUUUGACUUGAGAUUUGGCAGAGUGCCGACUACAGGACUGCAGCAGUAGCAGCCUGUGCGCGCGAGGAGCUGCCGUGCUAAAGGCGGUGCACGACGUUAUCCGCGAGGACUGCAGCGGCAACUGCUGCAGGCCUCGUUCUCAGCGAGAUGUGUACAGUCCGUUACGACAACUCUUAGUGCCUUUCCCUCCUGUUUGUGUGCCCGUGCCUCGGUUCGUGCAGUGCCCGUGUGUUCAGUGCUUAUUUAUUCGACUGCAGAUUGACAAUCGACGCAGGUAAAGAGCAUGUGGCAGGAGUUGGACGGCGGCCUCGGGGGCACCGCCGCUGUCACCUCCUCCACUCACCAGGUCGACCAAUUCCCCGGUACAGAGCUGAGUCCCGAGCAGCAGAAGCUGCUCAUUGACAUUCGCAGGAAGAAGUCCGAGCUACUGCUGGAAAUACAGCAACUGAAGGAUGAGCUGGGCGAGGUGGUGGCGGAGAUGGAGGCGAUGGAGAGCGGCCAGCAGCAGGGCGGGCCGCAGCAGCAGCAGCAGCAGCAGCCGGGCGGCCAGGCCGGCUCGGAGGCCGAGUGCAAGGGCUCCAACAGGGCCAAGCAGACGUCGAUCGGCCGCAAGAAGUUCAACAUGGACCCGAAGAAGGGCAUCGAGUACCUGAUCGAGCACGGCCUGCUGGCGGCCAGCGCCGAGGACGUCGCCCAGUUCCUGUACAAGGGCGAGGGCCUCAACAAGACGGCCAUCGGCGACUACCUGGGCGAGCGCAACGACUUCAACGAGCGCGUGCUGCGCGCCUUCGUCGAGCUGCACGACUUCACCGACCUGAUCCUCGUGCAGGCGCUGCGCCAGUUCCUCUGGUCGUUCCGGCUGCCCGGCGAGGCGCAGAAGAUCGACCGCAUGAUGGAGUGCUUCGCCCAGCGCUACUGCCAGCUCAACACCAACAUCUUCACCAACACCGACACCUGCUACGUGCUCAGCUUCGCCAUCAUCAUGCUCAACACCAGCCUGCACAAUCCCAGCGUCAAAGACAAGCCCAGCGUCGAGCAGUUCAUCAACAUGAACCGCGGCAUCAACAACGGCGGCGACCUGCCCCGGGAGCUGCUCGUGAGUCUCUACGAGAGCAUCAAGACGGAGCCCUUCAAGAUUCCCGAGGACGACGGCAACGACCUCAUGCACACUUUCUUCAAUCCUGACAAGGAGGGCUGGCUCUGGAAGCAAGGUGGACGCUACAAGAGCUGGAAGCGACGCUGGUUCAUCCUCAACGACAACUGCCUCUACUACUUCGAGUACACGACGGACAAGGAGCCCCGUGGCAUCAUCCCGCUGGAGAACAUUCAGGUGAGGGAGGUCCAGGACAGAAACAAGCCGCACUGCUUCGAGCUGUACGCCGCUGGCACCGAGUUCAUCAAGGCCUGCAAGACCGAUAGCGAGGGCAAAGUGGUCGAAGGCAAACACACGGUCUACCGGAUGUCCGCGGCGACCAACGAGGAGAAGGACGAGUGGAUCAAGUGCGUGCGGCAGAGCAUCUCUCACAAUCCGUUCUACGACAUGCUGGCGGCGCGCAAGAAGAAGGCCCAGAAGACCAACGUCCACUCCAAGGGCUGAGCCGCGCGGGAUUGCUCCGGCUCGGCUGUCGACUCGUCCAGGCGCUCGCGGUCCGGGUGCCGCCCUCGACAGCCCGCGACGGCCUUUCUUCCGUCGCUCCGUUCCGCGUCCUCCUCUUCCACGGACCAGAGUCCCGUCGCGCUCCUCUCGCACUCGGCGUUCGCUCCGUUGCCGCCUUUAUUCCCUCUAUUGUGCCAAUCUCUUUACAAAUUUCGACGUUUUGUAAGAAAA